CUGUUAGCACGCUAAUGCUUACAGCUGGACAUUCAGGUGAGAGAGAGCAGACUUUUUGUCGGAGGCAACAAGACCACAGCACAGAAAGCAGCGAGCUUCGGGUAGAAGCCUGGUUUGAGUGGUUUAGGAGAACGUUGGCCGGGGUGACCUGGUGGAAACUGCACUGUUACUGAUGACCGGAUCACUGGAUGUUUUAAUUGCUGCCUCAUUUCUGCUGGCGCCUGGCUUAUCCUGCAUCAGAGAUAUUUAUAAUCUGAACAUGCUGGAGUUAUGACAUCAUCCGGCACUGCUGACCAUGACAAGCGUUUGGGGAAGCAUGCAAACCGGUCUGUCAUGGGGACAAUGGGUUGUCAGAAGACUUUCAAGGUGGAGAAACUCCUGAAACAGUCUCAGUGGGAAGUAGCGUGGAGCCAGAGGCAAAGGUUAGUUACGACGAAGAGGAACAGCCGGAUGAGAGGCACAGAUAAGCUGAGAAAUGAAGUUUUGCCCCUCCAGCUCCCAGGUGUGCAGCAUUUGGACAGCUUUCGUCUUCUAGAGGACAACAGCGGAGCUCUGAGACUCAACCCGGAGACCCUGAGCCACCAAAGGCAAAAGCAGAAGUUACUGGAGACUGAGAUCAGCACCAGAAGGAAGGAGUGUGAAGCACUUGAGGCGGAGGUGAAGAAAAAGAAUCAAACAUGUCAGACUUUGGAGAAUGAGCUUCAAGAUUUCCUCCAGGAGAACAAACACUUGAACCUCCAGUUGUUUAACAAUAGCCACAAGGCAUCUGAGUAUGAGAAGGUGAAGUCUGAGUAUGCCCAGCUCAAAGAGACCCUUGGUGCUGUGACGCAGGAGAGAGAUUUAGCCCUGUGGGAGAGGAACCAGCUCCAAGGCAAACUGGAGAACCUAGAGCAGGUGCUCAAGCAUAUGCGCGAGGCUGCGGAGCGGAGGCAGCAACUAGAGUUGGAGCAUGAGCAGGCCUUGGCUGUACUCAAUGCAAAGCAGCAGGAGAUUGAAGUUCUUCAGAAGGCUCAGGUUGAGGCAAAAAAGGAACAUGAAGGCGCUGUCCAUCUGUUAGAGAACCACUUGGACAGCAUGCAGGCCAAAGUCCGCGAGCUGGAGGAAAAAUGCCGGUCUCAGAGUGAGCAGUUCAACCUCCUGUCAAAAGAGCUGGAGAAGUUCCGGCUCCAGGCUGGGAAGUUUGAUAUCCUCAGCACUGAACCCUUAACUUUAUGUGAAUCUCCUGGGUCGCCCAACAAAUCCCUCUCACAGCUCCUCAAUGGACUGGCUGCCCCCAUAGGAAAAGGCAAUGAGGCUCCAACAAGCAGAUCUUUGAUAUCUGAGUUCAUUCGACCCCUCCAGAUCAGUGGAGACAAGCCCGAGCUCCUCUCUGUCAAGCCAACAUUCCUCACUCGCGGUCGAGUCAGCAGCCCAGCGCGGGCUUUCCUCUCUGAGAUGGACAAAGAGCUCAGCUCAACUACCAGGUCCAAACCAAGGUUCACGGGGAAAGUUCGUCUGUGUAUUGCUCGGUACAGUUACAAUCCUUAUGAUGGGCCUAAUGAGCAUCCUGAGGCAGAGCUCCCCCUGGUGGCAGGGAAGUACCUCUACGUUUACGGGACGAUGGAUGAGGAUGGCUUUUACGAAGGAGAGCUGCUGGAUGGACAGCGGGGACUCGUCCCGUCCAAUUUUGUGGAUUUUGUCCAAGAUGAGGAGACACCCUCUGUCCAGCACAGGGACACAGUGGCUAAAGAACCUGGCUACCUCAACCACAGUAGCCUGGGGCCUCAGAGACUGAAAGUGGGCACAGGAACGGGAACGGGCAUAAGCAGCCUGCUGUCUGACAGUAAACUAGACUGUCUAAGCACCAGCAGCUUGGGCAUGGACCUCCUGGGAUCCUCCAGCAACGGGACAGGAACCUUGGAUGUCAGCAUUGACGAGGUCGGUGAAGACAUUGUGCCUUAUCCCCGCCGCAUCAACCUGAUUAAACAACUGGCCAAGAGCGUGAUUAUUGGCUGGGAUCCACCUGUGGUCCCACCAGGCUGGGGCUCCAUCAGUGGCUACAAUGUCUUGGUGGAUAAGGAGUUACGCAUGAGUGUCCCCUACGGGGGCAGGACAAAGUCCCUUCUUGAAAAGCUCAAUCUGGCCACCAACACCUACCGAAUCUCAGUGCAGAGCAUCACUGACCGGGGCCCAUCGGACGAGCUCCGGUGCACUCUGCUCGUGGGAAAGGAUGUGGUGGUGGCACCUUACUACCUGCGGGUGGACAGCAUCACGCAGGUCUCUGCUGAGCUCUCUUGGAUGCCCAGCAACAGCAACUACAGUCACACCAUCUUCCUCAAUGGUGCAGAGUACGAUAUGGUCAAGGCGGGGGGCUACAAGUACAAGUUCUUCAACCUGAAGCCCAUGACAGUUUACAAGGUGAAGGUUGUGGCGCAGCCACAUCAGGUGCCUUGGCAGCUUCCGAUGGAUCAGAGAGAGAAGAGGGAAAUCUCUGUGGAGUUCUGCACUCAGCCUGCAGGGCCCCCUCUCCCUCCCCAGGAGGUGCAGGUCCAGUGUGGUCAGACGCCGGGGGUCCUGCAGGUCAGAUGGAAGCCGCCGCCUCUGUCGUCUUCAGGAACCUCCAACGGUGCCAGUGUGAUUGGCUACGCCGUGUGCACAAAGGGACAAAAGAUAGCAGAGGUCUUAUACCCCACAGCAGACUAUGUGACCGUGGAGUUAAACAGGAUUCAGUGUCUGGAGGCCAGGGAAGUCAUUGUAAGGACGUUAUCAACACAAGGAGAGUCCCAGGACUCGCCUGUGGCCGUCAUCCCGCACAAUCUGUUGGGCUCUCCACGCCUCUCCCACAGAACCACUGCGCCUCCCCACCCUAUGUCCCACCCGCAGCCCCACCCGGUACACUCACAAACCCAUCCUCCUUACCCGUCGACGUACCCCCCCAAUCAUCCACAGCCCCAGGUGCAGCCUCUGCCUAGAGCCCAGCCCCACACACUGCCCCACGCACAGCCGCAUUCGCAGCCCAUCUGCCAACCCCCUCCUCAUUUCCAGCGCCACCCCAUGCCCAAGUCCAAACCGUUAGCAAGUGCCAGAGAGCCAGAAACCAAAGAGCAUGAGGUGGGACUACGGACAGCCCAGCCGUGGGAGCGAUCCCCCUCUCCGCUGCCUCCCAUGCGUGGACCCAACUUGGAGCCGCCGCACUUUCAGCCACGGCGAUCGCCCUCUCCUCAGAGGAUCCUGCCACAGCCUCAGGGAGUCCCCAUCCCCAACACUAUCGCCAAGGCCAUGGCCAGGGAAGCUGCCCAGAGAGUGUUUGCCGAGGGCAACCGGGUUGAGAAAAGGAAUAUCUUUAGUGAGCGAGGCAACGCCUUGCAUCCACUCAACUCUGAUGAGGAGGAGGACGGCUACGACUCUCCUCAUGCGAGGAGAAGAGGAGCCUCGGUGGAUGAAUUCCUCAGGGGCUCAGAGUUGGGCAGACAGCACCAUCACCACCACUACAGCCACAGCGAGGAGUACCACACAGAGAGUAGCCGGGGCUCUGACCUGUCCGACAUAAUGGAGGAGGACGAGGAAGAUCUUUACUCUGAGAUGCAACUGGAGGAGGGCCGCAGACGCAGCAUCAACUCUCACAACACUCUUAAGGCAUAUUACAAGCGUCAGGACUUAGCCGAGGAAAGAGACUGCUGGGACCUCCAGAGGGAGGUGGUGAAGCAGAAGUCGCUCCGCAGCAAGCGUCUCCACAGCAUCCCCGAGGUGGAGGAAGAGUCGGACUGUGUGGACAGCAUGGGCCAGCGCCUGUGCUUUGAAGACGGCGGGCGGCCGGGGACGCCACACACUCAGCGACGGGCGUACUCCCAGGACGGCCACAUGCACAACCAUCUCACCCCCAGCAAGAACUCACGCCACCUGCAGCGCCAGCGCUCCUCCCCUCGCUUCACCGACAGCCGCUACUGCUACAGCGCAGACGACCGCAGCUUGGUACGACCCAACCGCCAGAACACCAAGAGUCCUGACAGUGGGUUAGACUGCGGCAGUGAGGAAGAAGGCUCUCUAGGCCGGGGUUAUCGAGGGUACUAUGCUCACGGGAGCCCCAUGCGGGGACCCGUUCACAUCAUUCACUGUGAAGGCCCGGUAGAAAGGCGUGCACUGGCCAUGGGCCGUAAAAGAACUCUGACCCGGCAGUGCAGCGUAGAGGAGGAGUACUCUGACAUCCCAGUGACUGCAGCCAAGUCAGUACACACAGGUGACUUUAGGAACAGGGAGCACUUUGGGCCUGGUCGGGAUGGUGGGCCGCGAAACUACUCCAGGGAAGGGGCCCUGAGCGAGGGCAGGCUGAACGAGCUGGACAGGGUCUAUUACAGCCCCCACAGGGAGGCUAGGGCCCAGUCUUUGUCCAGGCUCAACCGGGACCAGCCGCUGAUCAUUGGGAACUCACCAUCACACGGAAGUGCUGAUCGUCUGGACCACUCAGGGAGGAGGCCGGUUCACAUCGGCAACCCCCCUCAGCAACGGCCCAUCCCAUCCAUUGAGAUCACCAUGGACAGUAACAGUGAGGGGAGUGAGGGGAACCUCUCACCCGUCAAGGAGGAUGUUUACUAUGGCAGUGUAGCUCGGCGCAGGAUAUGGCGAUCUAUGUCCUCAGAGGAUCAAUAUGACGGCUAUGGCGGGCGAAGGCACGGGCGGGGACGGCGCUCCGCGGAAUACUAUGAGGAGUCAGAGCCGGAGGAGAUGACCCGUGUGUUUGUGGCUCUGUUUGACUAUGACCCCAUGUCCAUGUCUCCCAACCCCGAUGCUGCUGAUGAGGAGCUGCCAUUCAAGGAGGGCCAGAUCAUCAAGGUCUUUGGGAACAAAGACACAGAUGGCUUCUACAGGGCGGAGGUCCGAGACCGAGUGGGUCUGAUCCCCUGCAACAUGGUCUCCGAGAUCCAAACAGAGGAUGACGACAUGAUGGAUCAGCUCCUAAAACAGGGCUUCCUGCCACUCAACACUCCUGUGGAGAAGUUAGUGAACUGUGACCGUUUCAAAGAUGGCCGCUCAAUAAAUCGCAGGUCCAGAAAGUCCAAGAGAGAGAGGAACAGACGGAGUGGCCGUCAACAUCCAAUGUCGACACGGAGAAUGGUGGCUCUGUACGACUACGACCCCCGAGAAAGCUCUCCAAACGUUGAUGUAGAGGCUGAACUGACUUUCUGUGCCGGUGAUGUCAUCACAGUUUUUGGUGAAAUAGAUGAAGAUGGCUUUUACUAUGGCGAGCUCAACGGACACAAGGGACUUGUUCCUUCCAACUUUCUAGAAGAAGUGCCUGAUGAUGUAGAGGUUUUUCUAACUGACUCACCAUCUCGAUACCCCCAGGACACUCCUGCACGGAUAAAGACCAAAAGGAAGAAGAGUGUUCAUUUCACACCUUAAAGGCUCUGUUUCCGUCACGUAAGUGAGCAACUGAGGAUACCAAGAUUACGCCCCCUCGUCUAAUGCAGAUGACAUGGGUACCCUUAGUUUCUGGUAUGCAACAUGUAUACUUUAUAUGACAUUCCUUUAGUGCUGCUAUGCCUUUAGGUAGUUUUAGGAUUCUCCUUUGUUUCACCAAAAGUUUCAAUACUGUUUGUUGGUAGGAGGCAGUAACCCUAGCCAAUGCAUUAGACAAGAAGUAUGGUAUCUUCAGUUGUUUCUCUGAGUGUUGUACAUGACAAUGUCCGUCUCCUGCAAUAAGUCUCCUGCUGUAACUCAUGGUAAGCUAAAAGGCCAUUGUUGUACCUUCAAUUCUCAAAAGGUUCAGUCACAAUUAGUGGUAGUAACAUUUAGACUAGUGCAGUAUGACUGCUGCUUCUGAGAAAGAAAUCCUAACCUACAAAUUCUAUGCAAAAAUCCAAAGAAAAGCAUAAAAAUCUUUGAUUUGGUUUUGAAGCUCUGACGUAAUUUGGCUUUUUGCUCCGGCCAAAUUUCAGCCCCUUAUCUUGUAUGUAAAGCAUAAUGUGAAAUUUUAAAGAAAUUCAUGUAUGAAAUUUAAAAACACUCCAGUUUGGUCAAAUCUGUUUGCAUUUUGGUUAUGUCAACUAAUCAAUCAAUUUAAAGUGAGACUGGAACUUUUGCUGUGCAAAUGACAUUACAGGAUAAUGUGGGAUUGUAACAGUACUAUGCUAAGUGAUGCUAAGUGAUGCUAAUGCUAAUCAGCGGUGAGUCACAAGCAAGUCUCAGGUCUUUGCACUGAUGUCUCAAGUCGAGACUGGCAAGUCCCAAGUCAGGUCCUAAAUCCCAACCUUUGAGUUUCGAGUCCUAUAGAAGUCGUAAUGUGCGCUUCACCAAAUGUAAUGCCAUUUUAAUAUCAGAGUAAUAACAUAUUCAAUUUACAAAAAUCAGGAAUGCUUUUUAGAGUUUGUAUUUAUUAUUAUUAACACAGUUUGUUGGAAGUUGUUGUGUUGCCAUCUGUAAUUUUUACCUUGGGUGUUUUGCAUAUUGCAAUUUCUUUAGUUUUUGUGCGUGAAUUAAGUCAUCUUUGGUAUCAUUUUUUCCAGCUGACACUCAUUAACCCAACAAGUUGUUCAUGGCUCUCUCCUGCAACUUUACUGGAUGCUGUCAGAUUGGUUUGAACAAAGCGUAAUUAAGUGUUGACUUGAAUGAAAAGUGCUGGUAGAUACUUUGGAUCAGGAAAUGAAGGGAAAUAAAUUUAUUGGAGUGGAGUCACGAGUCAUUGGUGUUAUAUUUCAAGUAAAGUUGCAAGACUUUUUUUUUAUUUUGUCAAGUCUAUAAUCAAAUUUGUGACUCGAGUCCACACCUCUGGUUAUCAUACUCGGAGGUUAUCAAAGCCCUUGUGUGCAUGGUGCAGUUUUUGGUCCUUUUUCAUUUGUAAGCAGGACGUUUUAUUCUCUCAACAGUUCCACAGUCUCACUUUAAACUCAGUAGAAUACAUGACUAAAAGAAGCAGAAUGAUUUUGCUAUGCCACAUGAUCUGGUGUUUAAAACACAUUGCACUUACAGCCUCAUAUAAAUGGAAUCUUUGACCAUGUGUCUUCCCAAAGUGCAAUUUAAAGGAGCCUUUUAGCUCAUGAUUACAGAAAAGGAAUAGUGACUAGUAGUUUCUCUGUAACCCAGUUGUAUCAGUAAAUAUCUCUCUCUCUCUCUCUAUAUAUAUAUAUUUAAGGGGAAAGAAAGUGAAUGUGGUAUAAAUAUUUCCCACCUGUCCCAAACUGCAAAUGUAUCUGUUUAUGUGAGAGGAACUGCCCUGCCCCUGAUAUUCACUGUUGGGAAUUGUUGUCACCUUACAUUGAUGUGGAAGUUAGUGAAUGUCAUGCGUAAAUUCUGUGUUGUAGCUUAUUCCUAGCAGCUUCAUACAAAAAGAGAAAAGAAAAAAAAAAAAACACUUUCUACCUGACAGAGGGAGGGGAGGUGGAGGGAGGGAGUGUGUAUCUAUGCUACACAGGACAACAUCCAGGGAGCUAGACUUCAGAGCUAUGGUGGCCCUGCUGAGACAGAAAGGACUUAAGAGAAGGAGGGGAAUAGUGACUGGAGGUGUGAGAGACGGCUGGCUUUUUAACACCCUCAACUGUCCCUUACGGGUCUCCCAUUAGGUUCCACUGGACAAAUCGGGUCCGCCCAGAAGAACAGGCUCUCCCACAGUGCGUCCACACAUCCCUGGCUCUGGCCCUGCCACCGUGGGGCCCGGCAGUCCCAUCAGGGCCCCACUGGACAUGUACUCCUCCAAAAAGAAAAAGGGACUGCUCUCCAAAGGGAAGACGCUAUUGCAAAGACUUGGCGCUGUAAAAUAAUUCCUCAACAUACUUGGAGAGUGUCAUCCACGUCCUUGUAGUGUUAAAAGAAAAGAAAAAAAAUUGAAACUUAACAGUGGACAGGUGGCAUUUGUGAGCUUAGCAAAUGCUUUAUUCUUGUACAUCUGUUGUAUACUACAAUAUUUGUAUUUUGUUAACAGUAUCAGCUACAUCAUUUCAGUAACACAUUUCAUAUUAUGAUCCCGAGACCUCACGGUGUCGGCCGAUGUAGUAUUGAGUAUCUUACCUCCAAGUCUCUGAUGUUUUGCUGUAGACCGAGACCGGGCCUGAGGCAUUCUCCAUUUUGAACCUGGUCAAGUCUGAUGGCACUUAACACACCACAUUGUGAGCCUGACCAGUGUCUCUGUGCGCAGAAUGUCACUCAAACACAGAGGGCUCAGUUAAAGCGCCGAAGAAAAAGAUGGACUUGCAGGGCCUCGACUUGAGCUUGUUCAAAACAGCCAGUCGCAUAAAUUGUACGAGAGGUUUGCAUGCUUUACUUCAGCACAUUCCCUCCUGACCCCUCGAGAGUGCAUGCAAUGCGACGGGCUCAGUGUGGAACCUGGAGCGUGCAGUACUUUAAUACGUCACAGCUGACUUGCUGUGUAGUAUACUGUGACAAAUCAGAAUUAACUCUCCUGCCCUAUCUCAACCACUUGUGAUAAGAGUCCCCCCCCCCCCCACACAAACACGUCAGACACCUAAUAGAACAAGCACAUACUGUACCUACUACAGGGUCUCUGCAUUGAAAUCAGCCUGAGUAGAUCAAAUCUCCAUGUAUUUGCCUUACAAUCGCACAAUGGUUAGUACUUUGCCCAGUAGAGUGCAGUCCCAUGCCUACUUUUCAUUUAUGUUGGUACUUCAUAAAAUCUGUUUGCAGAUGUUAAUCCUGACUUGUGCUGUGCAGGGUAUUGUGUGACUGUCGUGAUUUCCAUAGGACCAGAGCUUACACAUAACCGUCUGAGACUCCUGUGUUGACAUUGUCCAUCAUCUAUAGAUAAGCCCGAAAAAGAAAGUCUUUUUAAUCUGAAAAAAACACAUGGGGAAAAAAAAGUCCAAUAUUCUCUCUGUAUACAAACUCCUGAGGUUGAGUGAAUGAAGGGACUUUUUUGAGUUUACUGUUUUUGAUGCCACACUGAUGCACAUCUGACUUAAAAUGACUACUCUACAAAGGAAACCGUGACAUAAACAGAUUAAAGAACAAAUCUGUGAUAUAGCAUCAGCAAAUGAAGUCCUGGUAUUGUACUGCAUUUGAUUCAUAACAUGCAACACUUUUGGGCUUCACUCGAAGACUAAAGGUUUGACUGUUUUCACAGUAGUUAACAGUGAGACACAAGGCUACCUCUACGCUGCCCCUCAACCCUUCUAACCCAAAAUCUAAUAGAUCUGAAAUAUGUUUAUUCAAGCCAAUCUGUCAUUGAUGCCUGUUCAGUGUGUCCCGAGUUAGGUUGGUGCAGGAUACAAGUACUGUAUAUCAAUAUAUAUAUCUAUAUAUCUAUAUCUACACCUUAAUGUAGAGUAGUGAAUGUAUGAUGAAUUGAAAGCCAAUGUAUUUUCAAAGCUGCCCAAAAGGAUUGUGCAGAUGUCCGUCUUUGUGCGUGAAAUGAAACAGUUCACCUUUAUUUCCUUACACAUUGUUUUCCAUUUCAUCCUCAUGUAUUUAAAGGAAAAAAAAAUCUAGCCUAUUUUUUCUACACAAAAGAGUUGAACUGAAACUGCCAAAAAAGAAUGUAUGCAAAACAUUCUGUAAUACUUUCUGUACAAUUCUCGGCCGAACAGCCAUGUUGACCUACGGUAAACUGAUGUACACCUUUUCCUAUUUAUGGACCAUGUCUUCAGACAUUGCUUCUAUUCAUUUUGAGUGACUGUUGCUCUUUUUGUACUUUGUCCAUUUGUAAAAUUGUUUUUAAAUGUUUAUACUUGAUUUUCAAACUGCCUUUUUUGUACAUUUAACUUUAUAAUCAAACAGUGCAAGCUUUCCCCAUGGUGUCUUGAAGACCAUAUUGUUUUAAAGUCUGCAAUUGUGUGCUAGCUUUAUGAUAAGAAUUAUCAGCCUAUAUUGAUGGUUACAAAUUAUUGUGUGGG
This is a messenger RNA of Epinephelus fuscoguttatus (brown-marbled grouper), 9818 nucleotides long. RefSeq names its product RIMS binding protein 2b (gene rimbp2b). Gene Ontology annotation, molecular function: protein binding. Bases 271 to 5379 code for a protein of 1702 amino acids. The record is from RefSeq and is a predicted model, not a curated record. The transcript has 30 exons. Gene Ontology annotation, biological process: neuromuscular synaptic transmission. NCBI's taxonomy places the organism in Eukaryota, Metazoa, Chordata, Actinopteri, Perciformes, Serranidae.